AUGUCGCAUCGGUCUGCACUUGCUCAGCUUCGGGCACAACGUGCCUCUGGCAAAACACGUCUCGACACCUACCAAGUUGAGGACUUGGGUGCCAUCUACGAUGAGGUAGACGAGGACGGCUACAAAAAGGUCGUGCGAAGUCGGCUUGACAAAGAUGACUUUGUUGUCGAUGACAACGGAGAAGGUUACGCCGACGAUGGACGCGAGGAGUGGCAAAACGAACGAGUCUCCUACAGUAGUGAUGAAGGCGAAGAGCUUAAGCCUCGAUCAAAAGCUGCUAAACGAAAACGAGAGGAAGAUCGUGAGAAGGAAGACAAAUCCAACAACAAGAUUUUGAAUUAUUUCAACAACGGCCCUGUGGUUGCACCGAAACCUAAGAUACAAACCACCGCUGAAGAUGAAGCCUUCAUGGCCAAUUUGCUCGGCGAGGUCGACGCCAACAUCGUUCCGGCGCGCAGUUUUACCAAAAAAACCAUCAAAUCAGAAUCUCGUCGCAAAGUCAGAAUUCUCUCUCCUCCUCCCACCCGAGAUCAACCUCGACAGAAAUACCAGGUGAACUUGGCCGAUCCACCUCUACCUCAAGCAAUGGUGGAAGAAGACGAUAAUCUGCCUAUCAUGGGGGAUGAUGACGCCAUCAUGAGUGAUCCUCUUCCCUCGUCGCCUGUUGUGAAAGCUGUUGAGCGGAGAGCCAAGAUUCUGAUCAAAGAGGAGGAUGAGGAUGGAGAUAUGAUGGCUGUCGCGCAGGCUGUCGCGCACGAGGGCUCGACAACCACCAGUGUCAACAUGACAGGUAGUAAACCGCCGCCCAAGAUCAAACCGGCCCUGUUACCAACACCUGUAAAUUCUUCUCCUCCAUUGCCAGCCGUUUCUGAAGUCGAUGCUACGGCGUGGAACAACAUUACCAACAGACUCAGCGUCCAGAGUAGCCCUGCAUCCGAGACUCACGUCUUCGGCAAGAUGAAACCGCAAGAUGCUGUGGAAGAGGAUGGCAGCUUGCGAAUGUUCUGGCUUGACUACACCGAAGUAAAUGGCAGUCUUUGCCUGUUUGGAAAAGUCAAGCAUAAGUCGACAGGACAGUAUCUCAGUGCUUUUGUGAAGGUCGACAAUAUUCUUCGAAAACUAUUCUUCCUUCCAAGGAAGUGCAAAUACUCCAACGGGCGACAGACUACCGAGGAAGUUGAGAUGGAAAACGUUUUCGAAGAAGUAGAUGCACUCAUGUCAAAGAUGAAAAUCAAUACAAGGAAGGUAAAGCCUUGCAACAGAAAGUACGCCUUUGAGCUUCCAGAUGUUCCGAAAGAGUCCGAAUACUUGAAACUCUUAUACCCCUAUGAUAAGCCGACUUUACCGAUGGAUCUUCAAGGAGACACCUUUUCUAAAGUGUUCGGCACAAACACAGCCUUGUUCGAACAAUUUGUGCUAUGGAAGAACAUCAUGGGUCCCUGUUGGUUGAACAUCGAGGGUGCUGACUUUACUGCUGUGAACAAUGCCUCUUGGUGCAAACUUGAGUGCGCUGUUACAAAGCCUGCCAACAUCACAGUACUCAGCAAUACUGACACAUUAGAGACUCCCCGACUCACCCUAAUGUCUCUGUCAUUCCGCACGCAGCUCAACGUGAAGGAAAAUAAGCAGGAAAUUAUGAUUGCCUCUGCUCGAGUUUACGAAAACGUAUCCCUGACAGAUACUACUCAGCCAGAAAAGAUGCCGUCGAGGACAUUCACUGUGAUGCGACCAUCGGGAUCUUCUUACCCACUAGGCUUUGAGACUGAGACCAAGAAGCAGAAGGGAACCUUCUUUCUCGAAAAGAGUGAACAAUUCCUUCUGAGUAAAUUUCUCGCACUAUUUGAGAAGGUCGAUCCAGAUUGUCUCAUGGGCCACCAACUCCAAGAAGUCGAUUAUAGCAUUCUUCUCAGUCGUCUAAAGGAAAAGAAAACGCCUGGCUGGCACCGAAUCGGAAGGAUGAAGCGUGGCGAGUGGCCGAAGACGUUUGGAAAAGGUGGAUCAUCGUUCUUCGCUGAACGUCAACUGUUGGCUGGACGCUUGAUGUGUGAUCUUGCCAACGACAUGGGCAAGUCCCUCAUGAUGAAAUGCCAGCAAUGGAGUUUGACAGAGAUGUGCGAACUCUACCUCGGGCCUGACAAUCCUCGGCGGGAGCUUGAUAAUGAGGCUGCACUGAAGACAUGGGCUACGACACGUGAUGGGUUGAUGAAUUACGUUAAUCACUGCCUGGCUGACACCUUCUUUAUUGCUGCUCUCGCCAUAAAACUACAGCUUUUACCACUCACGAAAGUCCUCACUGAACUCGCAGGUAAUUCAUGGGCACGAACUUUGAGUGGAACUCGUGCGGAACGCAACGAAUAUAUCUUGCUACACGAGUUCCAUCGUAACAAGUAUAUCUGCCCAGACAAGGAGUAUGGUAAAGGACGAGCGAAAGCCAUAGAGGAACAUCAGGAAGGGGAAGAUGGUGCUGAUACUAAGAAAAAAGACAAGUACAAGGGAGGACUGGUCUUCGAGCCUGAGAAGGGGCUUUAUGACAAGUUCAUUCUCGUGAUGGACUUCAACAGCUUGUAUCCCAGCAUCAUUCAGGAGUACAACAUCUGCUUCACCACUGUGGACCGUUCGGCUACAUCUGAGAACGAGAAUGAAGAGAAGGUCCCGGAAGUGCCAGUGGAUCAGGCACAAGGCAUUCUUCCCAAACUUAUUUCAACGCUUGUUAUGCGUCGUCGAGAGGUGAAGAAGCUGAUGAGAGAUAAGCGCGCCACAGCAGAGCAAAUGGCACUGUGGGAUACCAAGCAGAUGGCCUUGAAGCUCACAGCCAACUCGAUGUAUGGCUGUCUGGGUUAUACUCAGUCUCGAUUCUACGCACGUCCACUUGCGAUGCUCACUACCUUCAAAGGAAGAGAGAUUCUAAGGAGUACCAAAGAGCUUGCGGAGAGCAAUCAACUACAGGUCAUAUACGGGGACACAGACUCGGUCAUGAUCAACACCAAUGCAGACACGAUUGCCCAAGCUCUAGCUGUUGGCAAAGAGUUCAAGAACUCAGUCAACGAACGAUACAAGCUUUUGGAGAUAGAUAUUGACAAUGUCUUCCGACGAUUGCUGCUUCAUGCUAAGAAGAAGUACGCAGCCAUCAACAUGGCUGAAAUCGACGGCAAGUACGUUGAGAAACUUGAAGUCAAGGGCCUCGACAUGAAGCGCAGAGAAUACUGUGCUCUUUCCAAGGAGGCCUCUCAAAAGCUGUUAAACGAAAUCUUAUCUGGCGAAGAUUCGGAAGUUGUCUUGGAGAAGAUCCAUGAAUAUCUCCGAGAAUUGGCAACCAAAAUGAGAGAAAAUAGUAUUCCGGUUCAGAAAUAUGUGAUAUACACCAAAUUGGGUAAAAAUCCCACAGACUACCCCAACAAAGACUCCAUGCCACAAGUGCAAGUAGCGCUUCGUGAGAUAUCUCGUGGCAAAAAUGUUCGAGUCAACGAUGUCAUGUCGUAUAUUGUUACCAUGGGAGAUGAUGAAACGAAGAGCUUACCGGCACCGAAACGAUCGUACACACCUCAAGAUGUCUUGAAAGCGGACUCCAAUCUGGUUCCCGAUUUUGAAUACUACUUGUACAAGCAGAUUUUCCCUCCAAUUGAACGACUAUGUGCCCCAAUUCCCGGCACUGACUCUGUUCGACUCGCGGAGUGCCUGGGUCUUGAUGUACGCAAAUAUCAGAUUAGCACCAAUACUGGAAACGAACGACAGAAUUCGGAAAUCUUUCCUCUCGAGUCCCAGAUUCCUGACAGUGUUCGAUUCCAAGAUGCUGCUCGCUUGAGCCUUCGUUGUGGGCAUUGCAAGGACAUCUCAUUAUUUGAAGGACUCUGUGAAUCCACAGCAAUCGCCACGCCAGAUGGAAUUGUGUGCAGCAAUAGUGAAUGCCAAAAGUCAUUCACAAAUAUGUCCGUCAUCAUGCAGCUUGAUGCACAAAUUCGAGCCCAAACUUGCGCAUACUACGAAGGCUGGCUGGUUUGUGACGAUUCAUCGUGUGGGAACCGCACUCGCCAGAUGUCAGUGUAUGGUCACAGAUGCCUGGGACCAAAUGGAAGAGCAGAGGGGUGCCUAGGGCGAAUGUCUUUCGAAUACUCCGAGAAGAAGCUGUACAACCAGCUCUUGUACUUUGCCACAAUUUUUGACGUGGAGAAGGCGAAGAGCAAGGCGAGAUCGGACAAGGAGUACACGAAUUCGAAGGACCGGAUCGUCGUCCUUGCAGAGGCGAACAAGGAGAGAUUUGAGAAUGUCAAGGCUUUAGUUGACGCAUACUUGAAGAAGUGCGGUCGCCAAUGGGUAGAGAUGGAUACCUUGUUCGGAUUCGCAUUGAAGUAG
Molecule: messenger RNA, 4350 nt
Organism: Exophiala aquamarina CBS 119918
Lineage: Eukaryota; Fungi; Ascomycota; Eurotiomycetes; Chaetothyriales; Herpotrichiellaceae
Product: DNA polymerase alpha subunit A
Exons: 3
Coding region: 1-4350 (1449 amino acids)
Biological process (GO): leading strand elongation; DNA replication; mitotic DNA replication initiation
Cellular component (GO): alpha DNA polymerase:primase complex
Molecular function (GO): DNA replication origin binding; chromatin binding; single-stranded DNA binding
Source: RefSeq, a predicted model, not a curated record